Drosophila yakuba is the source of this 1426-nucleotide messenger RNA. Its product is annotated as acyl-CoA Delta-9 desaturase. The record is from RefSeq and is a predicted model, not a curated record. The transcript is spliced from 4 exons. Bases 255 to 1331 code for a protein of 358 amino acids. NCBI's taxonomy places the organism in Eukaryota, Metazoa, Arthropoda, Insecta, Diptera, Drosophilidae. Gene Ontology annotation, biological process: unsaturated fatty acid biosynthetic process. Gene Ontology annotation, molecular function: iron ion binding; stearoyl-CoA 9-desaturase activity. Gene Ontology annotation, cellular component: endoplasmic reticulum membrane.
GUCGCGCCAAAGUCAAAUGGCUAUUAAGAGUGAAUUAUAGGUUUAUGCGUUAGAGAUUCCAAUGGCAGUGGUAGUAAAGACAUUGCCGGAUUCGGUCGGACCUAAAACCAAGAUUACAUAGUGCAAGGACAUAAAGGAAAUUGUUACAAAUAUAAAACGUUUUUCUAGUGUUCAGGAUAAGGAUAUAUUAACUUGAAAACGGCAAGAAUAAAAGAGAGUUAAUCAGUAGUAGUGCAGUAAAAGCAAGAAAGGAUAUGGCUCCCUAUGAGCCCUCUUCUAAUUCUUCCAAACAAACGGGUGUCCUAUUCGAAGGCGAUGCGGAAACAGCCGACGGAGACCUCACUAGCGAUAGAUUCCAGUUGAAACGAGCAGAAAACCGUCGGCUUGAUCUGGUCUGGCGGAAUAUAAUCCUGUUCGCUUUGGUGCACCUGUCUGCACUAUAUGGCCUCUACUCCAUAUUCACAAAGGCGAAACUCGCCACCACACUUUUUGCUGCCGGAUUGUAUAUCAUUGGCAUGCUGGGCGUUACAGCCGGUGCCCAUCGCCUUUGGGCGCAUCGCACCUACAAGGCCAAGUGGCCCCUCCGCCUGAUCCUGGUCAUCUUCAACACGGUCGCCUUUCAGGAUGCCGCCUACCACUGGGCCCGUGACCAUCGCGUCCACCACAAAUACUCGGAGACUGAUGCCGAUCCGCACAACGCCACCCGUGGGUUCUUCUUCUCGCACGUCGGCUGGCUUCUGUGCAAGAAACAUCCGGAUAUCAAGGAAAAGGGAAAGGGACUGGACCUUUCCGACCUGCGCGCCGAUCCCAUUUUAAUGUUCCAGCGAAAGCACUACUAUAUCCUCAUGCCCCUGGCGUGCUUUGUUCUGCCCACUGUCAUUCCAAUGGUUUACUGGAAUGAGACACUGGCCUCCUCCUGGUUCGUGGCCAGCAUGUUCAGGUGGUGCUUCCAGCUGAACAUGACCUGGUUGGUGAACAGUGCGGCCCACCAAUUCGGAAAUCGUCCAUACGACAAGACCAUGAAUCCCACCCAGAAUGCUUAUGUAUCGGCCUUUACGUUUGGCGAGGGAUGGCACAACUACCAUCAUUCCUUCCCAUGGGACUACAAGACGGCCGAAUGGGGUCGCUACUCCCUGAACAUAACCACGGCCUUCAUCGACAUGUUCGCCAAGAUCGGCUGGGCCUACGACCUCAAAACGGUGGCUCCCGACAUGAUCCAGCGGCGGGUACUCCGCACUGGCGACGGUUCCCACGAGCUGUGGGGCUGGGGCGAUAAGGACCUGACACCGGAGGAUGCCAGGAACGUGCUCUUCGUCGAUAAAAGAUCAUAAAUUUUGUAGUACCCCUAUAUUAAAAACUUAAAAACUACAGCCCAAAAGCUACUGUAGGUGAUACUCAAAACAUAACUAUGAAAUUGAACACCGUA